AUGGAACAGAUGGUUUUUGAACUGUCCAUUUUCUACACUUUAUCUGGCCUCCCUUCACCCAAACAAUACAAGCCACUUGAUUUGACUCCUGAUGAGCGUCAUGAGUUACAAACACUUUACAAUGAAACAGUGUCUAUUGCCAAAGUCACUAAGGCUUAUGCCUCGAUAUCAAAUGGGAUCCCUCAAGCCGCCGCAAUUGGUCGUGAUCCAUCACAAGGGUUUCCUCACAAGCCCCACCCCGCUCAACGCCUUAAAGACAAAGGAUAUCGGGUCAAGAUAAUUCAAUUAGAAGGAUCAAAACUUAAGCCUGAAGACUUUCUGCUAGGUUUUGACAAAAUGAACAGUAAGCGAUCAUUGUGGCUGCAAGACUUGGAGGCUGGCUUAUUCAAAAUUGAAAAGGAUGAAGAGCUAGGAGGCUUGGUGAAUGCAGGAGUGACAAAUUCAGCUGAUAUCGAUGAAGAAGAGGAAGAAUGGGGCGGUAUCCCAGAAUCACGCGAAUUGUUGGAGGCCAGUGCAUUACACGAUACAGAGCUUGAGGAUGAAAAUGAAGAAGCAGACCUCCCUGAUGAAAACGACUGGUGA
This is a messenger RNA of Melampsora larici-populina 98AG31, 582 nucleotides long. RefSeq lists its product as uncharacterized. The record is from RefSeq and is a predicted model, not a curated record. Bases 1 to 582 code for a protein of 193 amino acids. The transcript is spliced from 2 exons. Lineage: Eukaryota; Fungi; Basidiomycota; Pucciniomycetes; Pucciniales; Melampsoraceae.